This is a messenger RNA of Pelobates fuscus (common spadefoot toad), 734 nucleotides long. RefSeq lists its product as uncharacterized. The coding region runs from base 21 to 734 and encodes 237 amino acids. NCBI's taxonomy places the organism in Eukaryota, Metazoa, Chordata, Amphibia, Anura, Pelobatidae. The record is from RefSeq and is a predicted model, not a curated record. The transcript has 2 exons.
UCAACUGUCUGUAUAACAGAAUGUCUAUCGCCAACGUUGAAAACAGUGUCGAAAGGAACAAUGAUGAGGAAUUGCCUUCACAACCAACGACCGAUGAUGACACUUCAGAUAAAAAGUACGAAUGGAAAAAGAGAAAAGAAUUUUCCCAUUUAGGGGUUGAAGUAUCUAGUGAUCUAAAGGGUUUAUCUCAAAGACUUAAAUCCUUUAGAGAGAAACCAUUAGAUGUUGUGAAAAAACAUGAAGUGUCAAAGAAGCCAAGUAUAACACCACUGUCUAUUUCUGCAAGUGCUUCUAAUGCUCUAAAAAUCAUUGAUACGAUUGACAAAGAAGCUAGAGUUAGUGCAGAGGGAACUUUUGCUCAGAGUGGAACUUAUGUUCACAAAGGCUCCAAUAAAGCAGGGGAAAGGAUUCCUAAGGUUGGUGCUUAUGCUGAAGCUGGGGUUGGAAAGGCAAGUGCUGAGUACAGUGUGUUUGAGGCUGAAGCUAGAGGUCCUAAUGCAUCAGCUGGAGCAGAGGCUUCUGCAAUUGGUGUAAAUGCAAUGGCUAGAGCAGAGAUAGGAAGUGCUUCUGCCACAGCUGGUCCUAUAAAUGUUCGUGUAGGGCUUGGUGUAGAUACUGGAGUAUCAGUUGGGCCAGAUGGCUUGGAAUUAAAAGUUUUAGGAACUGGGUUUAGAUUUGGACCUACAACAAGCCUAUCGCUCUUUGGCUCUGAAAUUUCAUGUGUUAUCCAAUAA